CAAACUAUAUAACACAAUCAUCCACUCUCAAACUCAUCUCUCUCUUUCUUCUUUUUCUUCAAAACCUCUCUCUCCUCCUUCUUCUUCUUCUUCCACCAAUGGACACUCCACCAUCCCCACCACACCCGCAACCGAUUUCUUUAAACCUCGACAACCUCAAAGCCCUCAAAAUCCUCGGCAAAGGCGCCAUGGGAACCGUCUUCCUAGUCCAUGACACCACAACUGACCCUUCCGCUCGUUCUCCCUUCGCUCUAAAAGUGGCGGACAAGUCCUCUCUUCAUACAAAGCACGACGCUGAUCGUCGUGCCCGGUGGGAAAUCCGGGUCCUCACCAGGCUUUCGCAUCCAUUUCUGCCCAAGCUGAUAGGAUCCUUCGAAACUGAGGAUUUGCUCGCCUGGGCCGUUCCGUAUUGCCCAGGUGGCGACCUUAACGUCCUCCGUUACCGGCAAAACGACCGCGUUUUCUCCCCCGCCGUUAUUCGUUUUUACUUGUCGGAGAUUAUAUGCGCGCUUGAGUAUCUUCAUAAUAUGGGGAUUGCUUACAGAGAUUUAAAGCCUGAAAAUGUUUUAGUUCAAAAGUCGGGUCACGUGACACUCACGGACUUUGAUCUCUCUCGCACCUUGGCCAAGAAAACCACCGCUUCAACGACCACCUUUGAGAAACGAAGCCAUAAGGUCCCGGUUCUAGAGAUUCCGAAGAAACAUAGAAGAAUGUUGACCCAUUGGAUCCAGGCUUUGCCCGACAACAACAACAGGCUGAAGAAGGCAAAAUCGGCCCGCGUCAGCCCGGUUUCUCGGAAGAAACCCAGUUUCGACAACGGCGAACGGUCCAACUCGUUUGUGGGAACGGAAGAGUACGUGUCACCGGAGGUGGUGCGUGGCGAUGGACACGAGUUCGCUGUUGAUUGGUGGGCUCUGGGUAUCUUGACGUACGAGAUGUUGUAUGGAACGACGCCGUUUAAGGGCAGGAACCGGAAGGAAACGUUUCGAAACGUUCUGAUGAAGGCGCCGGAGUUCGUUGGGAAACGCACGGACUUAAUGGAUUUGAUCCAACGGCUGUUGGAGAAGGAUGCCACGAAGAGAUUGGGAUAUCAACGGGGCGCGUGUGAGAUCAAAGAGCACGUGUUCUUCAAAGGUGUGAGAUGGGACCUACUAACGGACGUAUUACGGCCGCCGUAUAUCCCGUCGAGCGAUUUAACGGAGAUUGUAACAAAAGGUAAUGCAGGGAUAGGGAUAAGAGAAUAUUUUCAGAAUUUGAGAGCUCCACCACCUUCAAUGCCGCCGUCUCCGUUACCUUCGCCGACGCCAGAUCCAUGCCGGGGAAUAACUUCUUUCUCAGAGUAUUGACUGACCCACGUGUGGGAUAUGACACGUGUUAAGAUAGUGUAGGUAUUAAUACUUAUUUUGUGUAUAUAAAAAAUUAAAAUUAAAAAAAUAAUGGUAGAACGUGCAAGACGGCGUUAGUGAAUAUUUAGUCUGAUUAUAAAAAGCUUCGAACGGUUAAGGCUCGUAUUUCAUUUUUA
This is a messenger RNA of Mangifera indica (mango), 1522 nucleotides long. RefSeq names its product serine/threonine-protein kinase UCNL-like. NCBI's taxonomy places the organism in Eukaryota, Viridiplantae, Streptophyta, Magnoliopsida, Sapindales, Anacardiaceae. Gene Ontology annotation, biological process: protein phosphorylation. Gene Ontology annotation, cellular component: plasma membrane; cytoplasm; nucleus. Gene Ontology annotation, molecular function: protein serine/threonine kinase activity; ATP binding. The transcript has a single exon. Bases 99 to 1346 code for a protein of 415 amino acids. The record is from RefSeq and is a predicted model, not a curated record.